Molecule: messenger RNA, 2910 nt
Organism: Propithecus coquereli (Coquerel's sifaka)
Lineage: Eukaryota; Metazoa; Chordata; Mammalia; Primates; Indriidae
Gene: MCAM
Product: melanoma cell adhesion molecule
Exons: 16
Coding region: 52-1992 (646 amino acids)
Biological process (GO): angiogenesis
Cellular component (GO): plasma membrane
Source: RefSeq, a predicted model, not a curated record
CCCCGGCAGCCGCGAGCUGCUCACUUGGCUCGCGCCCUCCGGCCGGGAAGGAUGGAGCUGCUCCGGCUCGUCUGCGCCUUCUUGCUCGCCGCCUGCUGCUGCAGUCGCCGCGCCGCGGGUGUGCCUGGCGAGGCAGAGCGGCCUGUGCCUGAGCUGGUGGAGGUGGAAGUGGGCAGCACGGCCCUUCUGAAGUGCGGCGCCUCCCACUCCCAAGGCAACCUCAGCCACGUGGACUGGUUUACUGUCCAUAAGGAGAAGCCGACACUCAUCUUCCGUGUGCGCCAGGGCCAGGGCCAGAGCGAACCUGGGGAGUACCAGCACCGGCUCAGCCUCCAGGGCAGAGGGGGCACUCUGGCCCUGACUCAAGUCACCCCCCAUGAUGAGCGCAUCUUCCUGUGCCAGAGCAAGCGCCCUCGGUCCCAGGAGCACCGCAUCCAGCUCCGUGUCUACAAAGCUCCGGAGGAGCCGAACAUCCAGGUCAAUGUCUUGGGCAUCCCUGUGAACAGUGAGGAGCCCGAGGAGGUUGCUACCUGUGUGGGGAGGAAUGGCUAUCCCAUUCCUCAAGUCAUCUGGUACAAGAACCGUCGGCCUCUGAAGGAGGAGAAGAACCGGGUCCACAUUCAGUCGUCCCAGACCGUGGAGUCGAGUGGGUUGUACACCUUGCAGAGUGUUCUGAAGGCGCAGCUGGUUAAGGAGGACAAAGACUCCCGGUUUUACUGUGAGCUCAACUACCGGCUGCCCAGUGGGAACCACAUGAAGGAGUCUAGGGAAGUCAGUGUUCCCGUUUUCUACCCGACGGAGAAAGUGUGGUUGGAAGUGGAGCCCAUGGGAGUGCUGAAGGAAGGAGACCACGUGGAAAUCAGGUGUCUGGCGGAUGGCAACCCCCCGCCCCACUUUAGCAUCAGCAAGCAGAACCCCAGCACCAGGGAGAUGGAGGAGCAGAGAAUCAACGACAGCGGGGUCCUGGUCUUGGAGCCCGCCCAGAAGGAACACAGUGGGCUCUAUGAAUGUCAGGGCCUGGACUUGCAAACCAUGGCAUCGCUGCUGAGUGAACCGCAGGAGCUGCUGGUGAACUAUGUGUCUGAUGUCCGAGUGAGUCCCACAGCCCCUGAGAGCCAGGAAGGUGGCAGCCUCACCCUGACCUGUGAGGCAGAGAGUAAUGAGGCCCUUGAGUUCCAGUGGCUCAGAGAAAAGACAGGCCAGGUGCUGGAAACAGGGCCUACGCUCCAGUUACACAACUUGAAGCGGGAGGCAGGGGGAGGCUACCGCUGCGUGGCCUCCGUGCCCAGCGUCCCCGGCCUGAACCGCACACAGCUGGUCAACGUGGCCAUUUUUGGGCCCCCGAGGAUGGCGUUCAAGGAGAGGAAGGUGUGGGUGAAAGAGAAUGCAGCGUGGAAUCUGUCUUGUGAAGCGUCCGGACAUCCUCGGCCCAUCAUCUCCUGGAACGUCAACGGCACGGCAAGUGAACAAGAGCAGGAUCCUCAGCGUGUCCUGAGCACCCUGAACGUCCUCGUGACGCCAGAGCUGUUGGAGACAGGCGCGGAAUGCACGGCCUUGAACUCCCUGGGCAAAAACACCACCAUCUUCUUCCUGGAGCUGGUCAGUUUAACCACCCUCACACCAGACUCCAGCAAAACCACUGGCCUCAGCUCUUCCACGGUCAGUCCUCAUGCCAGAGCCAACAGCACCUCCACAGAGAAGAAGCUGCCAGAGCCGGAGAGCAAGGGCGUGGUCAUCGUGGCUGUGACCGUGUGCAUCCUGGUCCUGGCCGUGCUGGGCGCCGUCCUCUAUUUCUUCUACAAGAAGGGCAAGCUGCCGUGCGGGCGCUCAGGCAAACAGGAGAUCACGCUGCCCCCGUCUCGUAAGAGCGAAUUUGUAGUUGAAGUUAAGUCAGAUAAGCUCCCAGAAGAGAUGGGCCUCCUACAGGGCAGCAACGGUGACAAGAGGGCUCCAGGAGACCAGGGAGAGAAAUACAUCGAUCUGAGGCAUUAGCCACUGAAUCACGUUCAGCUCCCUUCCCUGCCUGGAACGUUCCCAGCUCCCUGCUCACUCUUCUCCCAGCCGAAGCCUCCAAAGGGACUGCAGAGAAGACCCCUGCUCCAGCUCACCUGCAGACCUUUUCAGAGGGCCAGUGAGCUAGGGCCAGAGCUGUCCUGAGAAGGACGUCACCCUGGAGGCCCCGUUUCCAGGGACCAAUCCACUAUGUCUCCAUUUAUUGAGGGAAGCUCACCCCAAGGAGGGGGCCUCAGUCUCUCGGGUAGGAGAGUUUCUUGCAGAACGUGUUUUCUCUUUACACUACACAUAUGGCUGUAAAUACCUGUCUUCCACCAGCAACUGAGCUGGAUGGCCUCUGCGACCUGGCUCCCUGCCCCAAAGGCCGGCUGCGGUAAUUCAGUCGCACCACUCACGGGAGGAUGCACGCGAGCCCAGGCACCUGCCGCUUACACUGCUCUGGAGAGCAGCCCCGCAGGGUCUAGAAGCAGCUGCAGUAUUGCUGCUGCCACCUUCCUGUCUGCCUCUCCAGAGACUCUUUUGUGAUUUUUUCAUUGGGCAGAAGCCAGGAACUGGUGACAUUCCUUAAAAGAUUUGUCCCUGCAGUGAGGAAGCCGGGCACUGGUUUUGAGUCAAGGCGAAUGAGCCCGAGCCCCUUGUAGUCACUUGGCUACCAGUGGCCUUUCAAAAGGUCACUAAGACUGAGAGGUGGGGGUAAUAGACAAAGAUGAAAUCCAGACUGUCCUUUAUGGGGAAUAAGGCCGCAGUUAUGUUAGCACCAAACUUCUACAAACAGAGCUAAUGGGCCCAGACCCUAGAAGGGCCCAAAUGGGAGAAUGGUACUUAGGGAUGAGAAACAGGAAACUGGCUAGAGCUUUGGGGGUGGUGUGUGUGUGUGCGCGCGCACGUGUGUGUCUG